AUGGGCCACACUCCGCUCAGACUCGGCGUCUCCUGCCGCGGCCGCGCAGCAGGACACUGGAUACGGUUACAGUCACACGGCAACCCUAUCGGCCCGGUCCUAACACCCGCCAUCACGCCAUUGACGCCGUGUUGGAGAGAAGUGCACGAUGGCGAGAAAGGCUCAGGGAUCGUGUUUCAGCGGCGAAGAGGGCAAACGAGUCACACUGGGCAGAGAGAGGAGCACGGGAUGCUAACCGAGCUAGCUUAA
Molecule: messenger RNA, 249 nt
Organism: Knipowitschia caucasica
Lineage: Eukaryota; Metazoa; Chordata; Actinopteri; Gobiiformes; Gobiidae
Source: the annotation of a GenBank genome assembly